Aspergillus homomorphus CBS 101889 is the source of this 1995-nucleotide messenger RNA. RefSeq lists its product as uncharacterized. The record is from RefSeq and is a predicted model, not a curated record. The transcript has 2 exons. NCBI's taxonomy places the organism in Eukaryota, Fungi, Ascomycota, Eurotiomycetes, Eurotiales, Aspergillaceae. Bases 1 to 1995 code for a protein of 664 amino acids.
AUGGCUGGCACCAUGGCCGACGACGAAUUGUUUACACGGGCUAUCUCUGGGUAUCGGGACGCUUUUUUGGUUCGACACUCCCACCUUCCGGAAUCAGAGAGGAAUCAACUUUGGAGUCAGCGAUUAAGUCAGUUCAUGACCACCACGGCCUCUUCGUCGACAUCCGUGUACGAUGCCUCCUCAAGCUAUCGCCCGGUUCCCGGCUCUGGUGUUCCCGAAGAUGACGGCGCUGCUUGCGAGAAGUCUGGGAAAAGGACGCGACAGGAUACUCCCCGGACUCUCCCUGGCUCUGGUCUCCCCCCACCGAAACGACGAGUCACCACUCCGGAACCUCCAGUGACCGUCGAUCUGACACGCGAGUUGUCUCAUGCUUCCUCUCCGGCAGCCCCUGAGACAACCCGGCGCCUGUCCAGAACGAAUCCUCGGAAGGAUAACACGGCUAUUUUCUCCGGUCCUGGGUCCUCGCGACAAACGGCCAUGGUCCGCUCACAGAGUCAGCAAACGCCGGCCUCCCACCGCCCGUCGCUGGCCGCCACCAAUGUGAAGGGACAUCGACACUCUUAUGGACCUCAGCGCGUGCAGCGUCGUCUUGACCAUGUCAACGAAUAUACCCCCUCGGAGUACGCGAAGCAGUACUUGGAUGACUUCCAAGGCCAAGGGAAUGUCUCAGCUCUUUCUAUGGCGCUUUCGGCGGAUCCCACGCUCUCCGGAUUUGACCAACAAAGGUCGCAGUUGGUUCAGGCCCAGCCUGAGCUGAUGGCCGACUUUACCACCCUGGCCAACCCCACCAUGGCUGACCAGCCGGCCGCGGUGGGGAUGAGCAGGAGCACCACCACCGACUCGCUAUGCGGCGGGUUUGGCAUGAUGAGGUUCGAUUCCUCCGGACCGAAUCUUGAUUCUACCUUCUCCUUCUCCGUGCCUUCCACCGAGUUCAUGCCCUCCAGCUCACCGAUGAAUGUUCCCUUCCCCACCACAUUCAAUCCCAUGCACCAGCAUCCCUCUCAAGAUCUCGCGUUCUCCUACCCUGACGCCGCUGCCCCUGUUUCUUUCUCCUGCUCCGCCCCCUCCUCUACUCCAUUCUACCCACCCGCCCCUGCCCUUUCCGCGUCUCCGGCGACGGAGAUGAAGCUUUCAUUGUCUACUGAGAAUGACAGUCCCUCAUCUACUUCCCAACCCUCGAGAGCAGCACGCAGGGCUCAAGAACAGAUUGUGCAGGGCGCUCGCCCUAUUGCUCCCAAAGCGGAGCCGCACAGUAGCUCCCCGCCUAAGGUGGGUGAGCAGCAUAAGAUGAUCAGGAUCUCAUCUUCGGAUGGGACGGCCAAGGAGGUGGCUGCUAUCCCCAAGGCUUCGAUCCAACGGCCCCCGCGUCCGAAGACCUACUGCAACAUGUGUAACGACCAGCCGGACGGCUUCCAUGGGGAGCACGAGCUGCGUCGGCAUAUCGAGCGGGUGCACGCCGUGGUUCGUAAGGUUUGGGUUUGUGUGGACAUCUCUCCUGACAAGACUUUCCUGGCCAAUUGCAAGGCCUGCCGGAAUGGCAAACGAUAUGGUGCUAAUUAUAAUGCCGCUGCUCACCUCCGUCGCACCCACUUCAACCCCUGCCAACGCGGUCGGGGAGGUCGUGGCAAAGACAGCGAGAAGCGCGGAGGUAAGGGUGGUGGUAACCAUCCUCCUAUGGAUGUCUUGAAGCACUGGAUGGUGCAGAAGACCGAGUUCGUUCUGGGUAACGCGCAGAAUUACAAUAACCAGGAUUCAUUAGGCGAUGAUCUGGCGGCCGCACCGCUGGUGGUCGGCACGGAGGAUGCUCCAUUCUCUGGGUUGCCGCUGGCCUCGGCCGCUGAUGAGAUCCCUUCUCAGGGAUUGGAGACCGCCCUCAUCGAUGGGUAUGACCCCAUGGUCACGUUUCCCGUGAUGGGCAUGGAGGUAUCACUCGAUGCCACCCCUUGUUAUUUUGAAUCUCCGACGCUUCCCCCUGAGAUUGACUCGUUUGUGUGA